AUUUAUACAAAGACGUACCGCCAUAAACGAAAACUAGGGGAUUUUUCAAAGUCAUAGCGGCCAUUUUAUUCACGAAUGCAUCAGCCACCUCGUCGUCCAGGAGACCUACCUAAUCUCGACGAAAACCCCGUGGUAUACGAAAGAGCACGUCACCCGUCUUUUGCCACCAUUCACGCCAGACUAUCGACCUAUGAAUCAUGGCCUCCCGAAAAAGACCAAACGCCAGCAUCGCUCGCAGAGGCAGGAUUUUUCUACGCGGGUUUUAAUGACAAUGUAAAAUGUUUUUUCUGCAACGGCGGGUUGAAGAACUGGGAAGUUGGAGACGAACCGUGGAGAGAACACGCCAGAUGGUUUCCUAAAUGUGGAUUUUUAAAACAAUGUAAAGGACUAGAGUUCAUACGGAGCGUUGUGAGGUCUGGACGGGGAUCACCGCCUGGUAUCCCGGGAGGCGAACAGGGGGGUGCACCAUCUUCUCAAAGCCCACGAACACUGAGUGCUGAAUUAAGAAAACCCUAUGCUCGUGCUGCGUUAGAUGUGGGUUUUGAGGAAUCCGUGGUGAAGCAGGCCAUUCAACAAAGAUGGGAUACACUUGGAGAUGACUUCCCAAAUGCACCAGCUCUUUUAGACGCUGUAUUUGAACUACAGUCAUCUGACAGCAAACCACGUGACACUGAAUCCCCUGUCGAAGGUGCAUCUGCGCUCACAACACCCGAAAAGAAAGAAAAGUUGAAAGACGAAGGGAAGACGAAGACAGAGGACCCUUAUGAAGAUAUCAGAAAGGAAAACCAACGUCUCAAAGAACUGAAACUGUGUAAAAUUUGUAAAGCGGCCGAUGCUGAUGUCUUAAUUUUACCUUGUGCGCACAUUGUGUCUUGUGACAAUUGUAAGCGACACCUAUCUUUUUGUCCCGUCUGUGGCGGAAGGAUAACGGCACUCGUGAAAACGUAUCCUGCUUAAGAUGUAUUUCCUUUCAAUAGACAUUUACGGGAACUUUUGUUAUUCAGAUACUCGUAUUAUUGGAACCAUCAAUGCAUGAUAUAUGUAAUGCUUUACGUUACACAUUAUAUACAGGGUAUUGUAUAUCAAUAGGAUCUAUCCCCGUAUGUGUUCAUGG
This is a messenger RNA of Lingula anatina, 1114 nucleotides long. Its product is annotated as baculoviral IAP repeat-containing protein 7-A-like. Gene Ontology annotation, biological process: negative regulation of apoptotic process; regulation of cell cycle; positive regulation of protein ubiquitination. Lineage: Eukaryota; Metazoa; Brachiopoda; Lingulata; Lingulida; Lingulidae. The record is from RefSeq and is a predicted model, not a curated record. Gene Ontology annotation, molecular function: cysteine-type endopeptidase inhibitor activity involved in apoptotic process; ubiquitin protein ligase activity. Gene Ontology annotation, cellular component: nucleus; cytoplasm.